CUCUCCAGUUCUAUUGAAAUAUUUGAAAUAUAUCUUACUGAAAUUAGGGGUCAGAUACCAUUAGGAAUUGGGAAUUUAAGUAACUUAAACACUUUGUUUUUAUCCGGCAAUGACUUGACUGGAUCAAUGCCAACAACAUUAUGUGAUUUACACAUUCUUCAAAGGCUAGGACUUGCUGUUAAUAGGUUGAGUGGAUCCUUGCCCGAGUGCCUUUGCAAAAUGUCAGUGUUGGGCUUGCUUUCUUUGUACCAUAAUCGGAUUUCUGGUCCGAUACCAUCUUGCAUUGGUAAUGCAACAUCUUUAAGAAAUGUUUAUCUAUCUUCAAAUAGGCUUACUAACAUACCCACGAGUCUAUGGAGCCUCAAAGAUCUUUUGGUGCUUAACUUGUCAAAUAAUUCUUUGAUUGGUUCUAUACCUCCAGAAUUAGGAAACUUGAAAGCCAUAACGUCCAUAAAUCUGUCCAGGAAUCAACUUUCAGGAAGUAUUCCCUCCACAAUCGGAGACUUGCAGACCCUAAUUUAUCUUUCAUUGGCUUAUAAUGAGUUACAAGGAUCUAUUCCAGAGUCACUUGGGAAAAUGAUAAGUUUGGAAUCAGCGAAUCUAUCCAAUAACAUUCUUUCAGGUACCAUUCCAAAAGCAUUAGAGUUGCUUCGCUAUCUGAAGAAUUUCAAUGUAUCAUUCAAUAGAUUAGAAGGUGAAAUCCCAAGUAAAGGACCUUUUCUCAAUUUCACCUCUCAAUCUUUUAUGGGAAAUGGAGGGUUAUGCGGCGGUUUGCUUUUCCAACCUUGUGUGACUAGGGCUUUUCAUCAUUCAAGGAGAAGCAAACUGCUUCUGAUUAUACUUGUCUCACUGGGAGCUGCGGUAAUGGUACUUGGCUCAAUCGGUGUGUUUAUGUUAAGGAGACGUCGGAAUAGAAAUAUUCCAAAUCAAGCUGAAUCCUUUGCUGCAACCACACUAGCCAGGAUUUCUUACAUUGAAAUUGAAAGGGCAACUCAAGGGUUUGAUCAAUGCAACUUGCUAGGCUCUGGAGGUUUUGGCUCUGUUUACAAGGCCGUGUUUGAAAAUGGGAUGACUUUGGCAGUCAAAGUGUUUAAUUUACAGGUUGAAGGUGCAUUAAAGAGUUUUGAUGCUGAAUGUGAAGUUUUACGCAACCUUCGGCAUAGAAAUCUUACCAAAGUUAUCAGCAGUUGUACUAACUUGGAUUUCAAAGCACUACUUCUUGAGUAUAUGCCGAAUGGAAGCCUAGAGCUGUGGUUACAUUCUGAUGAUCACUUCUUGAAUAUGAUCCAAAGAUUAGACAUAAUGAUUGAUGUUGCAUUUGCUCUGGAAUAUCUCCACCAUGGUUAUGAAACAGUUGUUGUACAUAGUGACCUGAAACCUAGCAACGUCUUGCUAGAUGAAAAGUUGGUUGGACACUUGAGUGACUUCGGCCUUACCAAGUUAUUAGGAGAAGGGGAAUCAAUUGCUCAUACUAAAACACUUGCCACAAUGGGCUACAUUGCACCAGAGUAUGGAUCAGUUGGAUUAGUUUCUAGAAGAUGUGAUGUGUACAGUUACGGCAUAAUGCUCAUGGAAACUUUCACAAGGAAAAGGCCAUAUGAUGAAAUGUUUCAAGAAAAUUUGAACAUGAGGAGUUGGGUCUGUAAUUCACUACCUGUAGCACCAGCUGAUAUUAUUGAUGACACCUUAUUGCAACCUGAAGAGAUUGAUUUUUUUUAAAAGUUGAGUUCUGUGACCUCUAUUUUGGAGUUGGCAUUGAAUUGCACAGCUGAAUCUCCUAAUGAGAGGCUCAACAUGAAAGAUGUCCUGGCAAAUAUCAAGAAGAUCAAGGAUGAAUUUCUAUGCAGAUGAUGUAACAAGGUUUAUGCGACAGUAGGUAUCCGACUUUUUAAACAUUCUAAUGUCAUAUAGAGAAAUUAUUUCCCAUUUCGGGAAUAAAAAGAUUACUGUCUUGUCUA
Molecule: messenger RNA, 1958 nt
Organism: Solanum pennellii
Lineage: Eukaryota; Viridiplantae; Streptophyta; Magnoliopsida; Solanales; Solanaceae
Product: receptor kinase-like protein Xa21
Exons: 2
Coding region: 127-1719 (530 amino acids)
Biological process (GO): protein phosphorylation
Molecular function (GO): protein binding; ATP binding; protein kinase activity
Source: RefSeq, a predicted model, not a curated record